This is a messenger RNA of Pediculus humanus corporis (human body louse), 3723 nucleotides long. RefSeq lists its product as uncharacterized. The transcript has 22 exons. Bases 1 to 3723 code for a protein of 1240 amino acids. The record is from RefSeq and is a predicted model, not a curated record. Gene Ontology annotation, biological process: retrograde vesicle-mediated transport, Golgi to endoplasmic reticulum. NCBI's taxonomy places the organism in Eukaryota, Metazoa, Arthropoda, Insecta, Psocodea, Pediculidae. Gene Ontology annotation, molecular function: SNARE binding. Gene Ontology annotation, cellular component: endoplasmic reticulum membrane; Dsl1/NZR complex.
AUGGCAGAAACAGAUUCAGAUGCAAGCAAAAGUGAUAUUUUAUAUGAAUUUAUUAUUUUAUCGGAAUGGAUUGAAGAUUAUGACAGUGUUGUCUCUAAAAAUACAUUAAACAAUGUUCAAGAAACGUCACUUUAUUUCAGUCCAUGGAAAUUAUUAAAAAAAUCAACAGGAAAUACAUUGAGGUUUCUAGAAACUGAGUAUUCUUGGCAUUUAGCAGUCAGUAAAGAUGGAAAAGUGGUUGCCAUUCUUAAAGAUGUCUCACUCGAAAUCAAAACUGCCAAAGAUGGAUACUCUUCUGCAGUGGGGAAAGCUUCUAUACCCAGUGAUCAGAAUCCCAAGUUAAGAAAAUUAAAAUGGAGUGCAGAUAAUUCUUUUUUAGCCCUUGCCAGGGAUAAUGGAACUAUUCAUGUAUUUAAUCUAUUAGGGUGCAAUUUAGCUACAAUAAAAGGACCAGAUGAUUCAAAUGGUAUAUAUCAACCAGUAGUUGGAUUAGAUUUUUUGCAGCCAAAGUUUAAAAGCAGUCAAUGGUCAAAUGAAUUGCUUGUUGUUUAUCAUAAAGGAGAUGUAAAAAGCAUUUUAUUGUCAUCUUUAGAUGGUCAAGAAUCAUAUGAAAACAUUGAAUUUUCUUUAAAGCCUUAUUAUCCUCAAGGAAUUUUCUCUGUUGCUUAUGACUCAAAUUACUUAUUAAUAGUAUCUGGACCACCUACAAAAAAUGAAAGUGGAAUUACAGUUUGGAGAAUUUUAAAUGAUUAUCCUUUUUUAAAAUGUACAGUGGAGAUGGAAAGAUUUUCUGCUAGUUCGAGAUCUUUUUUAAAAUUUUUUUCGUUUUGUUCAAACUAUCAAAAUCCGAAAACAGUCAUUAAAAUGUCAAUUUCUCCAUCAAACAAUUUUCUCGCUUGUAUUCAUUUAUGUGGUGAAAUAUCUUUAUGGAGAAUGCCUGGAAUUUUACUGCAGAGAAAGUGGUCACUGCAUGAACAACCUCAAUACAAUAAGAGCAACAUUAAAAGUAGAGAAAAUUCAAAUAAUGAAGAUUUAUUUUAUCCUUUCGACAUUGGUUGGUGGUCUGAUAAUGCACUGGUAAUAGUCAGGCGGAAUGGAGCUUUAAGUGUAUGUUCUAUAACGACAUUACAAAACCUAUUAGGAGACUCUCCAGAAUUUUUGGCUGAAUCUCCUCAAAUAUCUUGUAUUAAAGGUGAUCGUUCUGGUGUGAUGGCCUUAGAGUGUAAAACAUCAUUUAAUUGUAAAAGAAGGGAAGAUUCGUAUUUUGAUGAAGUUAAUAAAGAUACCGAAACAUCAAUUUUGCAAGAAAGUAUUCAAGCUGCUUUGUAUUCAAUCACGGACAUUGAAAAAUUUGAGCCAAAAAGAAAAACUCCUAAAGUUAUUCAGAGAAUUUAUAGAAUGAUUGCAUUAAAAAAAACUACUCCCGAAGAAUUAUAUGCAAGAAAGAUAGAUAAUGAAGAGUACGAAGAAGCCUUACUACUUGCUCAAAAAUAUAAUUUGGACUGUGAUUUAGUUUAUCAGAAAAGAUGGAGAAAUAGUAACGUUUCUUUAGAAAGCAUACAUAGUUUUUUGGAAAAAAUUAAUAAAAUUCAAUGGGUUGUAAAUGAGUGUGUUGAAAGAGUUCCGGACGCUUUAGAGGAUGUUAAAGAAUUAUUAAAAUUUGGCUUGGAAAAAAGUAAUAUAAAAGUUUCAUUUGAAAGUUUGGAUUCUGAAAAGCGACAAAUAGUUUUAUAUAGAAUUAAACUGUUAAAAUUUUUAGAUAAAUUAUCAAUUUACGAAAAAAUUAUAGGAUCCCCUAAAAAAUAUGAUAAGAACGAAUACGACAAUUUUCGAAAGCAACCAGCCAUAGCUGCUAUUGUAAAUUACGCACGUAAAGGUAAUUGGGAAGCUGUUUCCACCAUGUUUACCUAUGAAGGAAAUGAAACAUUACCUCACAGAUUACCAAUUCUUUCGAAUUUUCCGGAAACGCUAAAACCGUUGCAGUAUCGAUGUUUAUUACCGGAAAUAGUAGAACGUGAAGUUAUUUCUUGGGAAACGAAAAUAUUAAGAAAAUUAGAUUGGUGUGAAAAAAAUUCUUAUGAGUCUCUUAUUUGUGAAGAUAAUGAUGUCACAGUGGAAGAAGUUUUAUAUAAAAAUCAGGAACAUUUAAAAUAUUUUCAAGGUAGUACACCUUCCGCGGACGUUGUAGAAGAAUGGUAUAAAAGAAGAACGUACGAAAUCGAAAAAAAUACCGGAUUGGUUGAAAAUGCGUUAAAUUUUGUAAUUUUGGCCAGGGAAAGAGGAGUAAAGUCAAUGAACAAAUUGUACUCCGAUUUGCUAACUUUGGAAUCUUUGGUGUACCUUGUCGGAGACGAAAAUACAACAUUGAAAAAACUUGAAAUAUUAAAUCAUUUCGAACAGUGUAAACUGUUGUUAGCCAAAACAGCAGCAAGUUCUUUCAUCACCGACCUGAAGAAUUUAAUUGUUCCACUAGCAAAACGUUGCAAGACGGGAAAUUGCCACACUCCGCAAGCUUUAUUAAAAACAAUUUUGCUUUAUUUCAGCGAAGAAAGUUUAGAAUUUUCUUUGAAAUUUUUAAAUCAUUUAAAAGAGGGUUACAUGAAUCCUUUUGAUUUAACAUUCAACGAAACGGCAUUAAUUGUUUUGGAUUGUAUUUAUUCGUGUCCCAAAUCCGAUCAACUUGAAAAUUGUUUUUCAAUAUUGGAAUGCCUUCCUCAAAGAUCAGAAAAUAAAGAAGAAUCUGAUUUGCAUGAUAAAAUUGAUGAUGUUGAAAUUUAUUUAGAAGUGUGUGAAAUUUUAGAACGUUAUGAAAUUUCAAAAUCUGUCAAGUUUAUUUACGAAAAUAAAAACGUCGAAGAAAUCGGAAAAGAACUUUUGUCUAGCAUGGCUGAUUUCACAAAACGGGUAUCUUUAGAUUUCACGGAAUUACUUGUAGAUUUUCAAGUCAUUCAAUCGAAAAUAUUUCCAUGCAUUUCUGACGAUUAUUGCCGAGAACUGUGCACGUUAACUCAAAUGACGUGCGAAUGCGAAGAAAUUAUCAUGUCAGCAGAAGAUAUUUUGGAAUGUCGAAAAGGAGAAAAAAAUAAAAUAAUACCAUUUGAAAAAAGUAUUCAAUUGGUUUUGGAAGCUGCUCAAAAGCAUUUUGAAAAAGCAACGAGUUUUGAUGAUCAUUACAUUGAAUUAGCACAGACGUGUUUAAGGUUGAUUGUGGAGCCCCAUUUUCUUAUUUCUGAAGAAUUAGAUUUAAUUGAAGCCGUUCAAUUAUUAGGCGAUUUCGAAGUUAACAUGCUUCCGGUACAAGUGCGAAAAAAUGAAAAUAGAAUCAAAUUAAUCGAUGCAUGCUUGAAAGCUAAGCCCAAUAAUUAUAAAUCUUAUCAAAAGUUAUUGCAGUUAGCUCAAGCUCUAAGGAUAUACGGAGAUAAUCGUGUGAAAAGAGAAGGCGAAGUAUUAAUCAUGAUAGCGGAAUUCGCUUUAAAAGUUUCCGAUUAUGAAUUCUGCAGUGAAAUUUGUAAUCAUUUAGUUAACAGAAAUUAUUCAUCAGCGUGGAUGGUUAUUAGGCUUUUAGCGCAAAAUGAAGAGUUUCGAAACAGGAGUAAAAAAUUACACUUUUUAGCAUUUGCAAUUUUACAUUGCCCGCCGGAAAAAAUAGAAGAAUUAAUCGAAUCCAGAUUAGAAUUUCAAGAAAAAUAUUUUUCAAAUGUAAUAAUGGAUACUUUAAGUUAA